AUGUAUUUUUUAAAAAGAAAUACAAAUAAUUUAUAUUUUACACUUUUUUAUAUAUUUUUUAUAAUUUCACAUCAUUCUUCAUUUGGAGAAUAUUUUAACAACAUCAAUAAUAAUAUAAAUAAUGUAGAUUAUAGUGUAGAUAGUAGUAGUAAUAAUGUAAAUAGUAAUAGCAAUAACAACAAUAAUAUAUAUACAAUUUUUGUAGAUUCAAAAUCAAAUAGUACGAAUCUUCAUUGUGGAAGGUCGAAUGAACAAGCUUGUUCGAAUUUAUAUUUUGCAUUCGAGAGAUUCUAUGCGGAUCAUCCAAAUCCAGAGAAUCUAUUUUUAGAUAUCCGAUUGGAAGCCGGAAAGUAUACUGCUAUCGGCAAUCUGUGGCUGCAGCUCUACGGGUUGAAUGUAUCGAUUGGAGGUGCUUCCGACCAAGCAACGUCCGACAAUGUUAUCUUUGACCUUGCGAACCAAGGUCAUUUUCUGAGUGUUCGUGAGUCUGCCGAGCACAAACUGCAGUCGACAUACGUUCGUCUCUACAAUCUGACGAUCGUCAAUGCCAAGCAAGCACGUGGCAGCGUGCUCUACAUCGACACCAAGUCGAAAUCCACCACCACCGAAAUCUACAUCGAUAACUGUUCGUUCAAUUCGAAUCAGGCAAUGUCAGAGGGUGGUGUUAUCUACGCCAUCAAUACAUCGGUGCUAUCCAUCACAUCCAGUAGCUUCAACGGUAACUUGGCAAAGAAAACGGGAUCAGCGUUGUACGUUGAGAAUAUCGAUACUUUUGUUGUUGAACGUACUGAAUUCAACCAGAAUAGCAUGCCCGCCAUCUACUGUAAAAACUCCAUCAUCGACAUGAAAGAUUUAGUUGUUCCCGAUAAAGAGAAUUGGAUUCAAUUUGCAGAAUAA
Molecule: messenger RNA, 897 nt
Organism: Heterostelium album PN500
Lineage: Eukaryota; Evosea; Eumycetozoa; Acytosteliales; Acytosteliaceae
Exons: 1
Coding region: 1-897 (298 amino acids)
Source: RefSeq, a predicted model, not a curated record